UUUCGGGAUCAGGGGCGGAGCAGUUUUGACCCGUGUGAUCCCAAAAUAUUAAAAAAAUAAAAAAAAAGAAAAACCCACUAUUGGGCCAGCCUGCUAGGCCCAUUGCCAAAACAGCAAAGCCCUAGCACUCGGCCCGCAGUCGCACAGCCGCACUCCACAAUCCCAAUCAGAAAUCGGCGCCUGAGCCCCCGCCGCCCCUGCGAAAACCCUCCGCCGCCGCCAAGACAUGCCGCCGCGGAAGCGGCCGCCGCAGCCGGCCAAGGCUUCGGAGACCCCACCGGAAACUAAGCCCAAGAUGUCGCCGCCCAGUGCGGCGGCGUCGGCCCCGGGGACAGACAAGGAGGUCCGGAUCCUACCGGACGCCGCCCUCGCCGGCUUACCGGCGCCCGAGCGCUUGAUCUACAAGCUCGUCUUCGCGGGGGGAGACAAGGGGAUGGCGCAGACGGAGAUCCGGAUCAAGAUGGGGAUGCCGGCCAGCACCCUCACCAAGCACCUGCGCAACCUCACCGGCGGCAAGAGCAUCCUCAAGGUGGUCAACAGCGUCCACAAGCGCGCCGAGAAGAUCUACAUGGACUCCCGCCUCGACCCGUCGCCGGAGAUCACAGGGGGCACCUGGUACCGCAACGGCCAGCUCGACUCCGUCGCCGUCGCCUCCGCGCGCCGCAGGUGCCUCGACCAGGUCGACAAGCUCGGCGUCGCCCCGGCCGAUGCGAUCCACGAAGGCAUCAGCAGGGACUGCCCCGGCGUGGCGUACUCCAUCGAGCAGGUCAGGGACAUCCUGCGCACCAUGGCGCUCGACAGGGAGCUCGAGGAGGUCAGGAGCACCGGGGUUGGGCAGUUCAGCGACCACAGGGCCGGGAAGGUGUGCUACCGGAGGGGCGGAGUGCCGCAGGGCGGCAUGAUGGAGAGGAUCCCGUGCGGAGUUUGCCCCAGGAUCGAUGAGUGCUCGCCGGACGGCGUCAUCUCGCCGAGCACCUGCGUCUACUACAAGAAGUGGCUGCAGAUGGACUUCUAGGCGGCAUUUGCAGACAUUUCUGAAGACAACUUCCGCUGGAGUUCAAUCAAAAUAGGAAAAAGUGACAUCUGAGGAAAAUCUCAUGACAUCUUUAAAGUGACUAGGUAUCUUCUUGGAACCUGUCAAAGUGGAUUAUGCUAUGAGGAUGUUAACACCAGCGACUUAGUCUUGCAGCUCUAUGCUUGGCGUUUUCUUGUACGCUUCUAUGGUUGUGCUGGGCCAAGCAGAAAGAAGAGAAGUCUGGGUCGGGUCAUGUCUCAUGCCUUGUGCUGCCGCAUUGUCAAACUGGGAGAAAGUGAUGGGCAUCUCUAAACAAGGUACUCUCUCGGUUGCUGUUGCUGAUUAAUCUUCUUAGGAAGUGAAACGUGAUGGCAGCAGUGAGAAAGACGUGUUAAGUUGCUCUCUUUUUCCUGCUAAUCUUUAGCCAUGAGCGCGAUCUGCACCUCUGCGGCUACGUCACACUUGCAUUGCAUACAUAUUGAAGCAGCUCCGAAGCUACGAAAAAAAGUGUGUUUUGCUUUAGGUUAAUCUGCGUUCACCAAUGACGUGUAUUUUAUUCCGAUUUUAACUCGUGUUAUACUGUUAUGUACCCCCUCUCUAUUUUAAUAGAUAACUUCAAUGAUUUU
Molecule: messenger RNA, 1641 nt
Organism: Oryza brachyantha (malo sina)
Lineage: Eukaryota; Viridiplantae; Streptophyta; Magnoliopsida; Poales; Poaceae
Product: DNA-directed RNA polymerase III subunit rpc6
Exons: 2
Coding region: 227-1015 (262 amino acids)
Biological process (GO): transcription by RNA polymerase III
Cellular component (GO): RNA polymerase III complex
Source: RefSeq, a predicted model, not a curated record